Molecule: messenger RNA, 633 nt
Organism: Penicillium angulare
Lineage: Eukaryota; Fungi; Ascomycota; Eurotiomycetes; Eurotiales; Aspergillaceae
Exons: 2
Coding region: 1-633 (210 amino acids)
Source: RefSeq, a predicted model, not a curated record
AUGGCCUCUUCUUUCAAUAAUAAUUGGGAAGCAAAGGGCGAAAUGUUCCAGAAAUCCAUGGAAAGCGCCAAGUAUAAUGGAAAGAUAAUCAGAAAAGCUAGACUAACCAUUACUGACCUGAUUGAAGAUGACUGGUCCAUUAUCGAUAACAGGCAGCAUCUUACAAACGCGGAAUGCCAUUGGAUUCAAUCCCUCGAUCUGCCGCCAAAUUUCGAUCACAAAGCAAUGACACUGACGGGAAGAACCGGACCAGGCGUUAUUUUCGUCGAGGUUAUCAACCGAAUGGCAGGUAAUGAUUUCUAUAUCAGUGAUUUGAUGAAGCUAGUAUAUGAGCAGAACUUCCCUCUUAACGGUCUUAAGCACAUUUUUGCAGUGAGUGUGAAGAAUACUGAUACUACUGACUGCUAUCAGAAAAUUUGUCAGAAACAUGGGAUUGAUUUCAGGGCAAUGGGGGAAAGAACUUGGAAUCUGGGGUCGAGUGAGUUUAAAGCGUUGCUUGGGUGUGGAAUCGGUAAGGCGAUGGCGUCGUUCGUACUUUGUGCCUUUGGACAAGGUGUGAAGCGUAUUUCGCGAAUUGUGAUCUGGCGUGAUAGACAGGAUCUCAAUAUGCGCUUUGAUAUUGAGAAUGUUUAG